AUGGACAUGGACGUAGACGUGGACGUGGACGUGGAUGUGGACGUGGACGUGGACGUGGACGUGGACGUGGACAUGGACGUGGACGUGGACAUGGACGUGGACGUGGACGUGGACGUGGACAUGGAAAUGGACGUGGACGUGGACAUGGAAAUGGACGUGGACGUGGACGUGGACAUGGACGUGGACGUGGAAGUGGACGUAGACGUGGAUGUGGACGUGGACGUGAACAUAGACGUGGACGUGGACAUGGACGUGGACGUAGACGUGGACAUGGACGUGGACGUGGACCUGGACGUGGACGUGGACGUGGACGUGGACGUGCACGUGGACGUGGACGUGGACAUGGACGUGCACGUGGACGUGGACAUGGACGUGGACAUGGACAUGGACAUGGACGUGGACAUGGACGUGGACGUGGACGUGGACGUGGACGUGGACGUGGACAUGGACAUGGACAUCGAUGUGGACGUGGACAUGGACGUGGACGUGGACAUGGACGUGGACGUGGACAUGGAGGUGGACGUGGACGUGGACGUGGACGUGGACAUGGACGUGGACGUGGACGUGAACGUGAACAUGGACGUGGACAUGGACGUGGACAUGGACGUGGACAUGGACGUGGACAUGGACGUGGACGUGGACGUGGACGUGGACGUGGACAUGGACGUGGACGUGGACGUGGACGAGAACAUGGUCGUGGACGUGGACGUGGACGUGGCCAUGGACGUGGCCAUGGACGUGGACGUGGCCAUGGAUGUGGACAUGGACGUGGACAUGGACGUGGACGUGGACAUGGACGUAGACGUGGAUAUGGACGUGGACAUGGACGUGGACAUGGACGUGGACGUGGACAUGGACAUGGACAUGGACGUGGACGUGGACGUGGACGUGGACAUGGACGUGGACGUGGACUCGGUACCCUACUACCGCCUUAUCCCCGCCCCAUUCUCCCUCUUUCCAUCACCCCGCCCCAUUCUCCCGCUUUCCAUCACCCCGCCCCAUUUUCUCUCUUUCCAUCACCCCGCCCCAUUCUCCCGCUUUCCAUCACCCCGCCCCAUUCUCCCUCUUUCUAUCACCCCUCCCCAUUCUCCCGCUUUCCAUCACCCCGCCCAAUUCUCCCUCUUUCUAUCACCCCUCCCCAUCCUCCCCUUUUCCAUCCCCCCGCCCCAUUCUCCCGCUUUCCAUCACCCCGCCCCAUUCUCCCUCUUUCCAUCACCCCGCCCCAUUCUCCCGCUUUCCAUUACUCCGCCCCAUUCUCCCACUUUCCAUCACCUUGCCCCAUUCUCCCGCUUUCCAUCACCCCGCCCAAUUUUCCCUCUUUCCAUCACCCCGCCCCAUUCUCCCGCUUUCCAUCACCCCGCCCCAUUCUCCCUCUUUCUAUCACCCCUCCCCAUUCUUACGCUUUCCAUCACCCCGCCCAAUUCUCCCUCUUUCUAUCACCCCUCCCCAUUCUCCCUCUUUCUAUCACCCCGCCCCAUUCUCCCGCUUUCCAUCACCCCGCCCCAUAUUCCCUCUUUCCAUCACCCCGCCCCAUUCUCCCUCUUUGCAUCACCCCGCCACAUUCUCCCGCUUUCCAUCACCCCUCCCCAUUCUCUGUCUUUCCAUCACCCCGCCCCAUUCUCCCACUUUCCGUCACCCCGCCCCAUUCUCCCGCUUUCCAUCAUCCCGCCCCAUUCUCCCUCUUUCCAUCACCCCAACCCCAUUCUCCCGCUUUCCAUCACCCCGCCCCAUUCUCCCUCUUUCCAUCACCCCGCCCCAUUCUCCCGCUUUCCAUCACCCCGCCCCAUUCUCCCUCUUUCCAUCACCGCGCCUCAUUUUCCCUCUUUCCAUCACCCCGCCCCAUUCUCCCACUUUCCAUCACCCCGCCCCAUUCUCCCUCUUUCUAUCACCCCUCCCCCUUCUCCCGCUUUCCAUCACCCCGCCCAAUUCUCCCUCUUUCUAUCACCCCUCCCCAUUCUCCCUCUUUCUAUCACCCCGCCCCAUUCUCCCGCGUUCCAUCACCCCGCCCCAUUUUCCCUCUUUCCAUCACCCCGCCCCAUUCUCCCUCUUUCCAUCACCCUGCCACAUUCUCCCGCUUUCCAUCACCCCUCCCCAUUUUCCCUCUUUCCAUCACCCCGCCCCAUUCUCCCGCUUUCCAUCACCCCGCCCCAUUCUCCCUCUUUCUAUCACCCCUCCCCCUUCUCCCGCUUUCCAUCACCCCGCCCAAUUCCCCUCUUUCUAUCACCCCUCCCCAUUCUCCCUCUUUCUAUCACCCCACCCCAUUCUCCCGCUUUCCAUCACCCCGCCCCAUUUUCCCUCUUUCCAUCACCCCGCCCCAUUCUCCCUCUUUCCCAACACCCCGCCACAUUCUCCCGCUUUCCAUCACCCCUCCCCAUUUUCCCUCUUUCCAUCACCCCGCCCCAUUCUCCCGCUUUCCAUCACCCCGCCCUAUUCUCCCUCUUUCUAUCACCCCUCCCCCUUCUCCCGCUUUCCAUCACCCCGCCCAAUUCUCCCUCUUUCUAUCACCCCUCCCCAUUCUCCCUUUUUCUAUCACCCCGCCCAAUUCUCCCGCUUUCCAUCACCCCGCCCCAUUUUCCCUCUUUCCAUCACCCCGCCCCAUUCUCCCUCUUUCCAUCACCCCGCCACAUUCUCCCGCUUUCCAUCACCCCUCCCCAUUCUCCCUCUUUCCGUCACCCCGCCACAUUCUCCCACUUUCCAUCACCCCUCCCCAUUCUCCCUCUUUCCAUCACCCCGCCCCAUUCUCCCUCUUUCCAUCACCCCUCCCCAUUCUACCUCUUUCCAUCACCCCGCCCCCCAUUCUCCCUCUUUCCAUCACCCCGCCCCAUUCUCCCGCUUUCCAUCACCCCGCCCCAUUCUCCCUCUUUCCAUCACCCCGCCUCAUUAUCCCUCUUUCCAUCACCCCGCCCCAUUCUCCCGCUUUCCAUCACCCCGCCCCAUUCUCCCUCUUUCUAUCACCCCUCCCCCUUCUCCCGCUUUCCAUCACCCCGCCCAAUUCUCCCUCUUUCUAUCACCCCUCCCCAUUCUCCCUCUUUCUAUCACCCCGCCCCAUUCUCCCGCUUUCCAUCACCCCGCCCCAUUUUCCCUCUUUCCAUCACCCCGCCCCAUUCUCCCUCUUUCUAUCACCCCUCCCCCUUCUCCCGCUUUCCAUCACCCCGCCCAAUUCCCCUCUUUCUAUCACCCCUCCCCAUUCUCCCUCUUUCUAUCACCCCGCCCCAUUCUCCCGCUUUCCAUCACCCCGCCCGAUUUUCCCUCCUUCCAUCACCCCGCCCCAUUCUCCCUCUUUCCAUCACCCCGCCACAUUCUCCCGCUUUCCAUCACCCCUCCCCAUUUUCCCUCUUUGCAUCACCCCGACCCAUUCUCCCGCUUUCCAUCACCCCGCCCCAUUCUCCCUCUUUCUAUCACCCCUCCCCCUUCUCCCGCUUUCCAUCACCCCGCCCAAUUCUCCCUCUUUCUAUCACCCCUCCCCAUUCUUCCUCUUUCUAUCACCCCGCCCCAUUCUCCCGCUUUCCAUCACCCCGCCCCAUUUUCCCUCUUUCCAUCACCCCGCCCCAUUCUCCCUCUUUCCAUCACCCCGCCACAUUCUCCCGCUUUCCAUCACCCCUCCCCAUUCUCCCUCUUUCCAUCACCCCGCCCCAUUCUCCCACUUUCCAUCACCCCGCCCCAUUCUCCCGCUUUCCAUCACCCCGCUCCAUUCUCCCUCUUUCCAUCACCCCGCCCCAUUCUCCCGCUUUCCAUCACCCCGCCCCAUUCUCCCGCUUUUUCAUCACCUCGCCCCGUUCUCCCUCCUUCCAUAACCCCGCCCUAUUCUCCCUCUUUCCAUCACCCCGCCCCAUUCUCCCUCCUUCCAUCACCCCGCCCCAUUCUUCCGCUUUCCAUCACCCCGCCCCAUCCUCCUUUUUUCCAUCAGCCCGCCCCAUUCUCCCACUUUCCAUCACCCCGCCCCAUUCUCCCGCUUUCCAUUACCCCGCCCCAUUCUCCCGCUUUUUCAUCACCCCGCCCCAUUCUUUCUCCUUCCAAAACCCCGCCCUAUUCUCCCUCUUUCCAUCACCCCGCCCCAUUCUCCCUCCUUCCAUCACCCCACCCCAUUCUCCCGCUUUCCAUCAACCCGCCCCAUUCUCCCGCUUUCCAUUACCCCGCCCCAUUCUCCCGCUUUUUCAUCACCCCGCCCCAUUCUUUCUCCUUCCAAAACCCCGCCCUAUUCUCCCUCUUUCCAUCACCCCGCCCCAUUCUCCCUCCUUCCAUCACCCCACCCCAUUCUCCCGCUUUCCUUCACUUUGCCCCAUUCUCCCGCUUUCCAUUACCCCACCCCAUUCUCCCGCUUUUCAUCACCCCACCCCAUUCUCCCUCUUUCCAUCACCCCGCCCCAUUCUCCCGCUUUCCAUUACCCCGCCCCAUUCUCCCGCUUUUUCAUCACCCCGCCCCAUUCUUUCUCCUUCCAAAACCCCGCCCUAUUCUCCCUCUUUCCAUCACCCCGCCCCAUUCUCCCUCCUUCCAUCACCCCACCCCAUUCUCCCGCUUUCCUUCACCCCGCCCCAUUCUCCCGCUUUCCAUCACCCCGCCCUAUUCUCCCUCUUUCCAUCAACCUGCCCCAUUCUCCCGCUUUCCCUCACCCAGCCCCAUUCUUCUGCUUUCCCUCACCCCGCCCAAUUCUCCCGCUUUCCAUCACCCCGCCCCAUUCUCCCUCUUUCCAUCACCCCGCCUAAUUCUCCCUCUUUCCAUCACCCCUCCCCAUUCUCCCUCUUUCCAUCACCCCGCCACAUUCUCCCGCUUUCCAUCACCGCGCCUCAUUAUCGCUCUUUCCAUCACCCCGCCCUAUUCUCCCGCUUUCCAUCACACCGCCCCAUUCUCCCUCUAUCCAUCACCCCGCCUUAUUCUCCCCCUUUGCAUCACCCCACCCCAAUCUCCCGCUUUCCAUCACCCCGCCCCAUUCUCCCGCUUUCCAUCACCCCGCCCUAUUCUCCCUCUUUCCAUCACCCCGCCCCAUUCUCCCGCUUUCCAUCACCCCGCCCCAUUUUCCUGCUUUCCAUCACCCCACCCCAUUCUCCCGCUUUCCAUCACCCUGCCCCAUUCUCCCGCUUUCCAUCACCCCGACCCAUUCUCCCUCUUUUCAUCACCCCGCCCCAUUCUCCCUCUUUCCAUCACCCCGCCCAAUUCUCCCUCUUUCCACACCCCGCCCCAUUCUCCCGCUUUCCAACAACCCGCCCCAUUCUCCUGCUCCAUCACCCCACCCCAUUCUCCCGCUUCCCAUCACCCCGCCCCAUUCUCCCGCUUUCCAUCAACCCGCCCCAUUCUCCCGCUUUCCAUCACCCCGCCCCAUUCUUCCGCUUUCCAUCAUCCCGCCCCAUUAAACAUCUUUCCAUCACCCUGCCCCAUUCUCCCUCUUUCCAUCACCGUGCCCCAUUCUUCUACUUUUCAUCACCCCGCCCCAUUCUCCCUCUUUCCAUCACCCCGCCCCAUUCUUCCGCUUUUCAUCACCCCGCCCCAUUCUCCCUCUUUCCAUCACCCUGCCCUAUUCCCACUCUUUCCAUCAGCCCGCCCCAUUCUCCCGCUUUCCACCACCCUGCCCCAUUCUCCCGCUUUCCAUCACCCUGCCCCAUUCUCCCACUUUCCAUCACCCCGCCCCAUUCUCCCGCUUUCCAUCACCCCGCCAUAUUCUUCCUCUUUCCAUCACCCCGCCCCAUGCUCCCGCUUUCCAUCACGCCGCCCAAUCCUCCUGCUUUCCAUCACCCCGCCCCAUUCUCCCGCUUUCCAUCACCCCGCCCCAUUCUCCCGCUUUCCAUCACCCCGCCCCAUUCUCCCGCUUUCCAUCACCGUGCCCCAUUCUCCCUCUUUCCAUCACCCCGCCCCAUUCUCCCUCUUUCCAUCACCCCACCCUAUUCUCCCUCUUUCCAUCACCCCGCCCCACUCUCCCGCUUUCCAUCACCCCACCCCUUUCUCCCGCGUUCCAUCACCCCGCCCCAUUCUCCCGCUUUCCGUCACCCCGCCCCAUUCUCCCGCUUCCAAUCACCCCACCCCAUUCUCCCGCUUUCCACCACCCUGCCCCAUUCUCCCGCUUUCCAUCACCCUGCCCCAUUCUCCCGCUUUCCAUCACCCCGCCCCAUUCUCCCGCUUUCCAUCACCCCGCCCCAUUCUCAAGCUUUCCAUCACCCUGCCCCAUUCCUCGCUUUCCAUCACCCCGCCCCAUUCUCCCGCUUUCCAUCACCCCGCCCCAUUCUCCUGCUUUCCAUCACCCCGCCCCAUUCUCCCGCUUUCCAUCACCCCGCCCCAUUCUCCCGCUUUCCAUCACCCCGGCUCAUUCUCCCGCUUUCCAUCACCCCGCCCCAUUCUCCCGCUUUCCAUCACCCCACCCCAUUCUCCCGCUUUCCAUCACCCCACCCCAUUCUCCCGCUUUCCAUCACCCUGCCCCAUUCUCCCGCUUUCCAUCACCCCGACCCAUUCUCCCUCUUUUCAUCACCCCGCCCCAUUCUCCCUCUUUCCAUCACCCGGCCCAAUUCUCCCUCUUUCCACACCCCGCCCCAUUCUCCCGCUUUCCAACACCCCGCCCCAUUCUCCCGCUCCAUCACCCCGCCCCAUUCUCCCGCUUCCCAUCACCCCGCCCCAUUCUCCCGCUUUCCAUCACCCCGCCCCAUUCUCCCGCUUUCCAUCACCCCGCCCCAUUCUUCCGCUUUCCAUCACCCCGCCCCAUUAAACAUCUUUCCAUCACCCCGCCCCAUUCUCCCUCUUUCCAUCACCGUGCCCCAUUCUUCUACUUUUCAUCACCCCGCCCCAUUCUCCCUCUUUCCAUCACCCCGCCCCAUUCUUCCGCUUUUCAUCACCCCGCCCCAUUCUCCCUCUUUCCAUCACCCUGCCCCAUUCCCCCUCUUUCCAUCAGCCCGCCCCAUUCUCCCGCUUUCCACCACCCUGCCCCAUUCUCCCGCUUUCCAUCACCCUGCCCCAUUCUCCCACUUUCCAUCACCCCGCCCCAUUCUCCCUCUUUCCAUCACCCCGCCAUAUUCUUCCUCUUUCCAUCACCCCGCCCCAUUCUCCCGCUUUCCAUCACGCCGCCCCAUCCUCCUGCUUUCCAUCAGCCCGCCCCAUUCUCCCGCUUUCCAUCACCCCGCCCCAUUCUCCCGCUUUCCAUCACCCCGCCCCAUUCUCCCGCUUUCCAUCACGUUGCCCCAUUCUCUCUCUUUCCAUCACCCCGCCCCAUUCUCCCUCUUUCCAUCACCCCACCCUAUUCUCCCUCUUUCCAUCACCCCGCCCCACUCUCCCGCUUUCCAUCACCCCACCCCUUUCUCCCGCGUUCCAUCACCCCGCCCCGUUCUCCCGCUUUCCGUCACCCCGCCCCAUUCUCCCGCUUCCAAUCACCCCGCCCCAUUCUCCCGCUUUCCACCACCCUGCCCCAUUCUCCCGCUUUCCAUCACCCUGCCCCAUUCUCCCGCUUUCCAUCACCCCGCCCCAUUCUCCCGCUUUCCAUCACCCCGCCCCAUUCUCAAGCUUUCCAUCACCCUGCCCCAUUCCUCGCUUUCCAUCACCCCGCCCCAUUCUCCCGCUUUCCAUCACCCCGCCCCCUUCUCAAGCUUUCCAUCACCCCGCCCCAUUCUCCUGCUUUCCAUCACCCCGCCCCAUUCUCCCGCUUUCCAUCACCCCGCCCCAUUCUCCUCCUUCCAUCACCCCGGCUCAUUCUCCCGCUUUCCAUCACCCCGCCCCAUUCUCCCGCUUUCCAUCACCCCGCCCCAUUCUCCCGCUUUCCGUCACCCCGCCCCAUUCUUCCGCUUCCAAUCACCCCGCCCAAUUCUCCCGCUUUCCAUCACCCUGCCCCAUUCCUCGCUUUCCAUCACCCCGCCCCAUUCUCCCGCUUUCCAUCACCCCGCCCCAUUCUCAAGCUUUCCAUCACCCCGCCCCAUUCUCUUGCUUUCCAUCACCCCGCCCCAUUCUCCCGCUUUCCAUCACCCCGCCCCAUUCUCCCGCUUUGCAUCACCCCGGCCCAUUCUCCCGCUUUCCAUCACCCUGCCCCAUUCUCCCGCUUUCCAUCACCCCGCCCCAUUCUCCCGCUUUCCAUCACCCCGCCCCAUUCUCCCGCUUUCCAUCACCCUGGCCCAUUCUCCCGCUUUCCAUCACCCUGCCCCAUUCUCCCGCUUUCCAUCACCCCGCCCCAUUCUCCCGCUUUCCAUCACCCCGCCCCAUUCUCCCGCUUUCCAUCACCCCGCCCCAUUCUCCUGCUUUCCAUCACCCUGCCCCAUUCUCCCUCUUUCCAUCACCCCGCCCCAUUCUCCCUCUUUCCAUCACCCCACCCUAUUCUCCCUCUUUCCAUCACCUCGCCCCACUCUCCCGCUUUCCAUCACCCCGCCUCAUUCUCCCGCUUUCCAUCACCCCGCCCCAUUCUCCCGCUUUCCAUCACCCCGCCCCAUUCUCCCGCUUUCCAUCACCCCGCCCCAUUCUCCCGCUUUCCAUCACCCUGCCCCAUUCUCCCUCUUUCCAUCACCCCGCCCCAUUCUCCCUCUUUCCAUCACCCCACCCUAUUCUCCCUCUUUCCAUCACCCCACCCCACUCUCCCGCUUUCCAUCACCCCACCCCUUCCUCCCGCGUUCCAUCACCCCGCCCCAUUCUCCCGCUUUCCGUCACCCCGCCCCAUUCUCCCGCUUCCAAUCACCCCGCCCCAUUCUCCCGCUUUCCACCACCCUGCCCCAUUCUCCCGCUUUCCAUCACCCUGCCCCAUUCUCCCGCUUUCCAUCACCCCGCCCCAUUCUCCCGCUUUCCAUCACCCCGCCCCAUUCUCAAGCUUUCCAUCACCCUGCCCCAUUCCUCGCUUUCCAUCACCCCACCCCAUUCUCCCGCUUUCCAUCACCCCGCCCCAUUCUCAAGCUUUCCAUCACCCCGCCCCAUUCUCCUGCUUUCCAUCACCCCGCCCCAUUCUCCCUCUUUCCAUCACCCUGCCCUAUUCACCCUCUUUCCAUCAGCCCGCCCAAUUCUCCCGCUUUCCACCACCCUACCCCAUUCUCCCGCUUUCCAUCACCCUGCCCCAUUCUCCCACUUUCCAUCACCCCGCCCCAUUCUCCCGCUUUCCAUCACCCCGCCAUAUUCUUCCUCUUUCCAUCACCCCGCCCCAUUCUCCCGCUUUCCAUCACGCCGCCCCAUCCUCCUGCUUUCCAUCACCCCGCCCCAUUCUCCCGCUUUCCAUCACCCCGCCCCAUUCUCCCGCUUUCCAUCACCCCGCCCCAUUCUCCCGCUUUCCAUCACCGUGCCCCAUUCUCCCUCUUUCCAUCACCCCGCCCCAUUCUCCCUCUUUCCAUCACCCCACCCUAUUCUCCCUCUUUCCAUCACCCCGCCCCACUCUCCCGCUUUCCAUCACCCCACCCCUUUCUCCCGCGUUCCAUCACCCCGCCCCAUUCUCCCGCUUUCCGUCACCCCGCCCCAUUCUCCCGCUUCCAAUCACCCCACCCCAUUCUCCCGCUUUCCACCACCCUGCCCCAUUCUCCCGCUUUCCAUCACCCUGCCCCAUUCUCCCGCUUUCCAUCACCCCGCCCCAUUCUCCCGCUUUCCAUCACCCCGCCCCAUUCUCAAGCUUUCCAUCACCCUGCCCCAUUCCUCGCUUUCCAUCACCCCGCCCCAUUCUCCCGCUUUCCAUCACCCCGCCCCAUUCUCCUGCUUUCCAUCACCCCGCCCCAUUCUCCCGCUUUCCAUCACCCCGCCCCAUUCUCCCGCUUUCCAUCACCCCGGCUCAUUCUCCCGCUUUCCAUCACCCCGCCCCAUUCUCCCGCUUUCCAUCACCCCACCCCAUUCUCCCGCUUUCCAUCACCCCACCCCAUUCUCCGGCUUUCCAUCACCCUGCCCCAUUCUCCCGCUUUCCAUCACCCCGACCCAUUCUCCCUCUUUUCAUCACCCCGCCCCAUUCUCCCUCUUUCCAUCACAUGGCCCAAUUCUCCCUCUUUCCACACCCCGCCCCAUUCUCCCGCUUUCCAACACCCCGCCCCAUUCUCCCGCUCCAUCACCCCGCCCCAUUCUCCCGCUUCCCAUCACCCCGCCCCAUUCUCCCGCUUUCCAUCACCCCGCCCCAUUCUCCCGCUUUCCAUCACCCCGCCCCAUUCUUCCGCUUUCCAUCACCCCGCCCCAUUAAACAUCUUUCCAUCACCCCGCCCCAUUCUCCCUCUUUCCAUCACCGUGCCCCAUUCUUCUACUUUUCAUCACCCCGCCCCAUUCUCCCUCUUUCCAUCACCCCGCCCCAUUCUUCCGCUUUUCAUCACCCCGCCCCAUUCUCCCUCUUUCCAUCACCCUGCCCCAUUCCCCCUCUUUCCAUCAGCCCGCCCCAUUCUCCCGCUUUCCACCACCCUGCCCCAUUCUCCCGCUUUCCAUCACCCUGCCCCAUUCUCCCACUUUCCAUCACCCCGCCCCAUUCUCCCGCUUUCCAUCACCCCGCCAUAUUCUUCCUCUUUCCAUCACCCCGCCCCAUUCUCCCGCUUUCCAUCACGCCGCCCCAUCCUCCUGCUUUCCAUCAGCCCGCCCCAUUCUCCCGCUUUCCAUCACCCCGCCCCAUUCUCCCGCUUUCCAUCACCCCGCCCCAUUCUCCCGCUUUCCAUCACGCUGCCCCAUUCUCCCUCUUUCCAUCACCCCGCCCCAUUCUCCCUCUUUCCAUCACCCCACCCUAUUCUCCCUCUUUCCAUCACCCCGCCCCACUCUCCCGCUUUCCAUCACCCCACCCCUUUCUCCCGCGUUCCAUCACCCCGCCCCGUUCUCCCGCUUUCCGUCACCCCGCCCCAUUCUCCCGCUUCCAAUCACCCCGCCCCAUUCUCCCGCUUUCCACCACCCUGCCCCAUUCUCCCGCUUUCCAUCACCCUGCCCCAUUCUCCCGCUUUCCAUCACCCCGCCCCAUUCUCCCGCUUUCCAUCACCCCGCCCCAUUCUCAAGCUUUCCAUCACCCUGCCCCAUUCCUCGCUUUCCAUCACCCCGCCCCAUUCUCCCGCUUUCCAUCACCCCGCCCCCUUCUCAAGCUUUCCAUCACCCCGCCCCAUUCUCCUGCUUUCCAUCACCCCGCCCCAUUCUCCCGCUUUCCAUCACCCCGCCCCAUUCUCCCGCUUUCCAUCACCCCGGCUCAUUCUCCCGCUUUCCAUCACCCCGCCCCAUUCUCCCGCUUUCCAUCACCCCGCCCCAUUCUCCCGCUUUCCGUCACCCCGCCCCAUUCUUCCGCUUCCAAUCACCCCGCCCAAUUCUCCCGCUUUCCAUCACCCUGCCCCAUUCCUCGCUUUCCAUCACCCCGCCCCAUUCUCCCGCUUUCCAUCACCCCGCCCCAUUCUCAAGCUUUCCAUCACCCCGCCCCAUUCUCCUGCUUUCCAUCACCCCGCCCCAUUCUCCCGCUUUCCAUCACCCCGCCCCAUUCUCCCGCUUUGCAUCACCCCGGCCCAUUCUCCCGCUUUCCAUCACCCUGCCCCAUUCUCCCGCUUUCCAUCACCCCGCCCCAUUCUCCCGCUUUCCAUCACCCCGCCCCAUUCUCCCGCUUUCCAUCACCCCGGCCCAUUCUCCCGCUUUCCAUCACCCUGCCCCAUUCUCCCGCUUUCCAUCACCCCGCCCCAUUCUCCCGCUUUCCAUCACCCCGCCCCAUUCUCCCGCUUUCCAUCACCCCGCCCCAUUCUCCUGCUUUCCAUCACCCUGCCCCAUUCUCCCUCUUUCCAUCACCCCGCCCCAUUCUCCCUCUUUCCAUCACCCCACCCUAUUCUCCCUCUUUCCAUCACCUCGCCCCACUCUCCCGCUUUCCAUCACCGCGCCCCAUUCUCCAGCUUUCCAUCACCCCGCCCCAUUCUCCCGCUUUCCAUCACCCCGCCCCAUUCUUCCGCUUUCCAUCACCCCGCCCCAUUCUCCCGCUUUCCAUCACCCUGCCCCAUUCUCCCUCUUUCCAUCACCCCGCCCCAUUCUCCCUCUUUCCAUCACCCCACCCUAUUCUCCCUCUUUCCAUCACCCCGCCCCACUCUCCCGCUUUCCAUCACCCCACCCCUUUCUCCCGCGUUCCAUCACCCCGCCCCAUUCUCCCGCUUUCCGUCACCCCGCCCCAUUCUCCCGCUUCCAAUCACCCCGCCCCUUUUUCCCGCUUUCCACCACCCUGCCCCAUUCUCCCGCUUUCCAUCACCCUGCCCCAUUCUCCCGCUUUCCAUCACCCCGCCCCAUUCUCCCGCUUUCCAUCACCCCGCCCCAUUCUCAAGCUUUCCAUCACCCUGCCCCAUUCCUCGCUUUCCAUCACUCCACCCCAUUCUCCCGCUUUCCAUCACCCCGCCCCAUUCUCCUGCUUUCCAUCACUCCGCCCCAUUCUCCUGCUUUCCAUCACCCCGCCCCAUUCUCCCGCUUUCCAUCACCCCGGCCCAUUCUCCCGCUUUCCAUCACCCCGCCCCAUUCUCCCGCUUUCCAUCACCCCGCCCCAUUCUCCCGCUUUCCGUCACCCCGCCCCAUUCUCCCGCUUCCAAUCACCCCGCCCCAUUCUCCCGCUUUCCAUCACCCUGCCCCAUUUCUCGCUUUCCAUCACCCCGCCCCAUUCUCCCGCUUUCCAUCACCCCGCCCCAUUCUCAAGCUUUCCAUCACCCCGCCCCAUUCUCCUGCUUUCCAUCACCUCGCCCCAUUCUCCCGCUUUCCAUCACCCCGCCCCAUUCUCCCCUUUCCAUCACCCCAGCCCAUUCUCCCGCUUUCCAUCACCCUGCCCCAUUCUCCCGCUUUCCAUCACCCCGUCCUAUUCUCCCGCUUUCCAUCACCCCGCCCCAUUCUCCCGCUUUCCAUCACCCCGCCCCAUUCUCAAGCUUUCCAUCACCCCGCCCCAUUCUCCUGCUUUCCAUCACCCCGCCCCGUUCUCCCGCUUUUCAUCACCCCGCCCCAUUCUCCCGCUUUUCAUCACCCCGCCCCAUUCUCCUGCUUUCCAUCACCCCGCCCUAUUCUUCCGCUUUCCAUCACCCCGCCCCAUUCUCCCGCUUUCCAUCACCCCGUCCCAUUCUCCCUCUUUUCAUCAUCCCGCCCCAUUCUCCCUCUUUCCACCACCCUGCCCCAUUCUCCCGCUUUCCAUCACCCCGGCCCAUUCUCCCUAUUUCUAUCACCCCGCUCCAUUCUCCCACUUUCCAUCACCCCGCCCCAUUCUCCCGCUUUCUGUCACCUCGCCCCAUUCUCCCGCUUUCCAUCACCCCGCCCCAUUCUCUCUCUUUCCAUCACCCCGCCCUAGUCUCCCUCUUUCCAUCACCCCGCCCCAUUCUCCCUCUUUCCAUCACCCCGCCCGAUUCUCCCUCUUUCCAUCACCCCGCCCCAUCCUCCCUAUUUCCAUCACCCCGCCCCAUUCUUCCGCUUUCCAUCACCCCGCCCCAUUCUCCAGCUUACCAUCACCCCGCCCCAUUCUCCCGCUUUCCAUCACCCCGCCCCAUUCUCCCGCUUUCCAUCACCCCGCCCCAUUCUCCCACUUUCCAUCACCCCGCCCCAUUCUCCCGCUUUCCAUCACCCCGCCCCAUUCACCUCGCCCCAUUCUCCCUCUUUCCAUCAACCCGCCCCAUUCUCCCGCUUUUCAUCACCCUGCCCCAUUCUCCCUCUUUCCAUCACCCCGCCCCAUUCUCCCUCUUUCCAUCAGCCCGCCCCAUUCUCCCGCUUUUCUUCACCCCUGUUAGAGACUAA
Closterium sp. NIES-65 is the source of this 13608-nucleotide messenger RNA. NCBI's taxonomy places the organism in Eukaryota, Viridiplantae, Streptophyta, Zygnematophyceae, Desmidiales, Closteriaceae. The record is from the annotation of a GenBank genome assembly.